Messenger RNA from Vigna unguiculata (cowpea), 1783 nucleotides. RefSeq names its product Core-2/I-branching beta-1,6-N-acetylglucosaminyltransferase family protein. Gene Ontology annotation, cellular component: membrane. Lineage: Eukaryota; Viridiplantae; Streptophyta; Magnoliopsida; Fabales; Fabaceae. The record is from RefSeq and is a predicted model, not a curated record. Gene Ontology annotation, molecular function: glycosyltransferase activity.
CAAAGAUCUGUUUACUUUUUGUAAAUUGUAAAUAUCAUUUGAUGAUUAAUACAAUGUUCUGUUUUUGAAGGUGAUGUUUAAAACAGGGUGUGGUUAACAAAGGGUAUACAAUUGUAAAAGAAGAUAAGAAAGGGUGAAAGAAAAUCGUAGGCUGGACUGAAACCCUAACUCCACUCGACUGUGCCCAACUUGAUCGCCGCGGCCACCGCUGAUUCAGUCUUCUACAACGGUGUAUGAAUUCAAGGGCGAAAGUGAGCCAGUGAUACAAGUGAGCGAGUGAAAGUGGCUGCGGCGGCGUGGUGUUCUGGAUCGGUGGAUCAGAAGGGAAGGGAAAGGAAAGGAUGGGUCGGAAUUACAGGGGGAGGGAGGAGGUAGACAAGCACGCGGGGCUCCUCAAAUUGGCCCAAAUCCUCACAUACCUCGUUGUCUUUGCGGGGGGAGUCGUCAUAGGUCUCACCAUCAGUUCUCACAUCCACAACACCAAUUUCAUAUCCCAGCCCUACCGCAACCCUUAUCACCCUAACAGUUAUAUCCCUCUUCCCAACUGUUCCUCCGCCGCAGCCUCCUCCUCACCACCACCACCACCACCUUCCCCUCCUCCUCCUCCGCCUCUCGACAUGGGGGACUUCCUUCAUCCGCCCAACCUCACUCAUACUCUGUCGGACGAUGAGCUCUUCUGGAGGGCUUCCUUGAUGCCGAAGAAAGAAGAGUACCCUUUCCGCAGAAUCCCCAAGGUGGCCUUCAUGUUUCUCACCAGGGGUCCCCUUCCCAUGUUGCCCCUCUGGGAGAGAUUCUUCAACGGCCACGCCCCUCUCUUCAGCAUUUACGUCCACGCCCCUCCGCGAUUCCAUCUCAACGUCUCUGAGUCUUCCCCUUUCUACAGGCGCCAAAUCCCCAGCCAGGAUGUUUCGUGGGGCACAGUGACGCUGGCAGAGGCUGAGAGACGGCUUUUGGCAAAUGCUCUGUUGGACUUCUCCAAUGAGCGGUUUGUUCUGCUUUCCGAGAGCUGCAUCCCAAUCUACAACUUCCCCACUGUCUACCGAUAUCUCACUGACUCCGCCCACAGCUUUGUUGAAUCCUACGAUGAUCCCACCCGCUAUGGCCGCGGUCGCUACAGUCGCAGCAUGCUUCCUCAUAUUCAACUUCGACACUGGCGUAAAGGCUCUCAGUGGUUUGAACUCAAUCGUCUUCUUGCUGUGUAUAUAAUCUCUGACACCCAAUAUUUUUCCCUCUUCCGAAAAUACUGUAAGCCUGCUUGCUACCCAGAUGAGCAUUACAUUCCAACCUUCUUGAACAUGUUCCAUGGUCCUCUUAAUGCCAACCGAACCAUCACAUGGGUUGACUGGUCAAUGUUGGGUCCUCAUCCUGCAAGCUUUGGCAGAGCCAAUAUCACUGCCGAUUUUAUUCAGGCUUUAAGGAACAACGGAUCCCUCUGUCGAUAUAAUUCCGAGAUGACUUCCAUUUGUUACCUCUUUGCCCGCAAGUUUGAUCCCAGUGCCCUCGAGCCCUUGCUAAACCUUUCUUCUCAGGUUAUGAACUUUUGAACUAUUUCUUUUAGUGUACACACAAGAGAUGACGAGAUAUUUAACUUAUUUCUCCAUCUCUAGAUUUUGGUAGAGAAUUUAACAAUGUUAUUACAAAAUCAUUUUUUCUCUGUAAUAGUUGUACAGGUGUUGUUAGAUAACUUUGUGUUCUCUGAUAGAGAAUACCAAAUUCUUGCAGAAAAUGCAUUUCGUUCCUUCGAAGAAGGAACCCAUCAAUAUAGAAAUUUUAUGUACUGAUU